This is a messenger RNA of Scheffersomyces stipitis CBS 6054, 1044 nucleotides long. RefSeq lists its product as uncharacterized. NCBI's taxonomy places the organism in Eukaryota, Fungi, Ascomycota, Pichiomycetes, Serinales, Debaryomycetaceae. The record is from RefSeq and is a predicted model, not a curated record. Gene Ontology annotation, biological process: transcription elongation by RNA polymerase II; positive regulation of transcription elongation by RNA polymerase II. The transcript is spliced from 2 exons. The coding region runs from base 1 to 1044 and encodes 347 amino acids. Gene Ontology annotation, cellular component: Cdc73/Paf1 complex; nucleus. Gene Ontology annotation, molecular function: RNA polymerase II C-terminal domain phosphoserine binding.
AUGCUGGACGAGGAGAAAAGAUUGAGCGAAGAAGAAGUCGACGACUUAUUUGGAGACGACGAAGAAGAAGAAGAACAGGAUUCUUUGAAGAACAUCAGUAUUUCACUUCCCAGGCAUGCAAUCUCUCAAAAACCUGAAGACGAUACCUACUCGUUGAAGAUGCCAGUUUUCUUGAAUGUUGAAGCACAUCCGUUUGACCCCACGGAGUUCAAAGAACGAGUUCAGCAGACAGCAGCAGAAAGAUCGACUAGAACGUCGUUGACAGACAAACAGAAACAGAACGAAUUGGUAGCAGAAAAGCUAUUGAAUGAAAACACUUUAAGGUGGAGAUACUCCAACUCCGGAAACGAUGAGAUUAUCAAGCAAUCCAAUUCCCAUUUUGUUCAAUGGAACGAUGGUUCGUUGUCUUUGAAGAUCGGCAAUGAACUUUUUGACGUUCGUGAAUUGCCGUUGACAGACAACUUUCUCGUCAAGACCCAUGAUAGCUACGAGAUUCUUCAGCAUACAUCCAUCCUCAAUAAGACCAUCAACUUGUUGCCCUCUUCCACGUUGACAUCGACACACAGAAAGCUUACCCAGGCCGUCAAGAGCAUCCAGACCAAGGACAAGAUUUUGAACACUAUCACCAACGACGAUCCCAUGAUGAAACAGAGGUUGGCAGACGAGAAUGAGCGUAAGACGUUACGUUUGAGAAGACAGCUUGAAUCUAAACGGAAACUCCAGGAAGAACGUUUGGAACGUAGUAACAGUCCUGCUCUUAGAGGCCACGAAAGAGAAAACGCAUACGAACGUUUUGCCAGAACCUACGGCGAAGAGGAGUAUGACGAAGAAGACGACUUUGUUGCUGGUGACGAUGAAGAAGUCGAAGGCUAUGAUGAUGAGGAUGAUGAAGAAGAAGAAGAAUACGAAAGAGGUGCCGAAAGAUUGAAGAAGUUGAAGGAUGAAGGAGCUUCAAAAUAUAGAGACAAUGGCCGUGAAGAAGACGAAGACGAGAAGCUGGCCAGAAAGAAGAGAAGAAUCAUCGACUCGGACGACGACGAGUGA